AUGGCUUCAGCAUCUAGUAUUAGCAAGGCAAUAAAUACCAUGACCACCACAAAGAAAACACUACUCCAUAAGCUCGCCGCUUCUAAAGUCAAUUUUUAUCGCCAUUCCCUGAAGCCUAUUCUUCAAGCCGUCUACGCCCUCUAUCAAAUUGGAUACCUGAAACCGGGGAUGCUUCUUGAUCCGGUUCUCGUCAAUACCAUUGCGGGAUGGUAUAAGAUGAGUGCAGCAGAAUUACGCGAAACGGUUCGGAAUGAAGAAUUGAUUCGUGAUAGUGAGGGAUUGACCAGAAUGGAUUGUAUCAAUCUGCUUCUACAAGAUGUUACUUGGAUAUGGAGUGGUAAGGAUGAAGAAAAUGGCUCUGACAAUCUUUCAAUGCGCAGAUCUGUUUUGAAGAUUUCUGCUGCCGUCAAAUUGAAUUCUCAAGUCAUCGAUUUACUUCUUAGUUCAGUUUAUGCCGAUGCUAUACUACGAAAUCAUGAUGAGAUACAUUUCCCUGGCUCUCCCCAAUCGAUCCCUCUCGACGACUUCACGGAGGGAUUCCCCCAAAGUUUUGCAAUUAUGAGAUCUACGCGAGAAAUAGCAGGGACUUUAAAAAAAGCACCCGAGUGCUUGAAACUCGUAAAGGAUCUCUCUGAAAACUACGGAGGAUACUUGAUCCCAGCGAAUGGUAAGUUAAGGAUAUCCGGAUUUCCAGACUCCGUCUGUCAGUUUGUGGUUGUUCAAGCACCGAAGCAGUCUUCUGAUGCAUCCCAAAACCCCAACGAUGAGAAAACAGGACCGAUGGUGCUUUUUCAUGGCACGAGCCUGGCAUAUCUACCAAGUAUCCUUUUGAAUGGCCUAGAAGCAAAAAGCGAAGAGCUUUAUGGUAAAGUUUCUACUCUCUUCAUGGCAGAGGAGCCUGCGAGUUCCUACUAUUAUGUGGGACACCGAGCCAUUGACUCAUUGUGGAAACCAGAUCUUUACUCGUACUGCGGAAUACUAUUAGCUUGUGAGCUUCCACAAACGAGAAACCCAGAAUGGGAUUAUGAAACACAUCCUGACGGCGACGUCAAGAUUGGUAGACCCCAACCCAUUCAUAUUUUCGGCCCCGAAGAUACCAAGUUCAUCAAAGUAAGAUAUGUGUUCAUUCUUCCAGAUGAUGUUUCCAGUGAUUACCCAUUGGCUACUACACUUUCGACCAUGAACCCUUUGAUGUUGAAAGCUUUCAAGUCGAAAAUCUUCCAAAAGAUCUAA
Botrytis byssoidea is the source of this 1233-nucleotide messenger RNA. RefSeq lists its product as uncharacterized. The record is from RefSeq and is a predicted model, not a curated record. The transcript is spliced from 2 exons. Bases 1 to 1233 code for a protein of 410 amino acids. Lineage: Eukaryota; Fungi; Ascomycota; Leotiomycetes; Helotiales; Sclerotiniaceae.